CAGCGGUUUUGGUGUGAAGUAACAGGAUAUCCCCGAUCCUGGAUCUGUUUGACCCAAAUCGAAGAGAACCUUAAUUAAUGUCAUCAGUAACACCUGGGGUUACCUGCUAUUCCACGUCACAAUGGCUGCUGUGGGACAAGGGUAAACACAUUCCAAAUAACAUGUUUAUGCCGAGAGCGCUCAAAGUGAAGAGACCUGCUGAGGGCUCGAGCCACGUUUUGAAGAAGAAGAGCAAGGUGGGUGAAGAGGAUAGUGACCACAAAACCUGUCCAGAGCCACCUGUCCAGAGCUCUGCUUCAACUCCCACAGCAGGGGAGGAGCCAUCCGGAGCCACCACAACACAAGAGGAGGUGACCAAAGAACACAAAGAUUGUGCACCUUUGAAAGAAAGCCCACCACACACACAAGAGCCUUCCUCAGGUGGCAGUGAGGAGGAGGAGGAAGAGCCUGUCAAAUCAUUCAGAAAGAGCCAGAGAUGGCCGGAGCCCGGGGAGCCUGUGUGUGUUAUGUGUGGUCGCUAUGGAGAGUACAUCUGCGACAGCACUGACAAUGACGUCUGCAGCCUGGAAUGCAAGGCCAGCCACUUGGCCCAAAUGGGGAUAGAGGCCAGGGGUGAUGCGUUCAAUGUCGAACAUACAGCCGGAAAUGAGACAACUCUGCAACCUCACGCAGGUGACGCCGGCACCCUUGAUCCAGGCUUUACCUACAAGGAAGAUGUGUUCAUAUCAGGUUUAACAGAGGAGCAGGUGAAGCGGGUUAAGCAGGAACUCGGCAUUGACACCCAGGGGAGACAUGUCGGAAGACCCAUAAUUGAGUUUGAGCACUGUGGCUUCCCUGCCACCCUGAGUGGAAACCUGAAGAAGGCCGGCUACGAGGUGCCCACGCCGGUUCAGAUGCAGAUGGUGCCUGUGGGUCUGACUGGCAGGGACGUGGUUGCCAGCGCUGACACUGGCUCGGGGAAGACUGUCGCUUUCCUGUUGCCAGUGGUAGCCAGGGCACUGGAGACACCAGCUGACAGUGAGCGCAGGCCUGUGGCCCUCAUCCUGACCCCCACCCGGGAGCUGGCCAUUCAGAUUGAGAGGCAGGCCAAGGAGCUGGUGGUGGGCCUCCCCAACAUGAGGACCGCACUGCUGGUGGGCGGCAUGCCACUUCCUCCGCAGCUCCAUCGCCUCAAACGCAGCAUCAAAAUCAUCAUUGCUACCCCCGGGCGACUUCUUGAGAUCUUGAAGCAGAAGGCUGUGCAACUGGACAAAGUGAAGAUUGUGGUAGUUGACGAGGCUGACACUAUGCUGAAGAUGGGCUUCCAGCAGCAGGUUCUUGAGAUUCUGGAGCAAGUCCCUGAGGAGCACCAGACUCUGUUGACAUCGGCCACCAUCCCAACCGGAACAGAGCAACUGGCCGCCCGACUGACCCACGACCCGGUCCGCAUCGUCAUUGGAGAAAAGAACCAACCGUGUGCCAACGUCAGGCAGAUCCUGCUCUGGGUGGAAGAGCCCUCCAAGAAGAAGAAGCUGUUUGAGAUUUUAAAUGACAGUAAGCUGUACCAGCCUCCAGUGGUGGUGUUUGUGGACUGUAAGCUGGGGGCAGACAUGCUAUGUGAGGCGGUCUCCAAGGUGACAGGCCUCAACACCGUGGCCAUCCACUCUGACAAGAGCCAGUGGGAACGCAACCGCAUCCUCAGGGGUCUUCUGCAGGGCGACUUUGAGGUGGUGGUCAGUACAGGAGUGCUGGGCAGGGGACUGGACCUGGCCAAUGUCAAACUUGUGGUCAACUUUGACAUGCCGCCCAGCAUGGACGAGUACGUCCAUCAGGUGGGUCGGGCGGGUCGGCUGGGCCACAGGGGAACAGCCAUCACCUUCCUCAACAACAACAACAAGCGGCUGUUCCUGGAGGUGGUGAACCGGGUCAAGCCCACGGGUUCCAUCCUGCCUCCUCAGCUCCUCAACUCACCCCACCUUCACGAGCAGCAGAGGAGGGACAGGCAGAGGAGAAAGCCGGGGCCUGACGACACCCUGGUCACCAAAAACAACCUCAUAGAUAUUAUCAGGAAACACGACCGCCUCAAGAAAUAGAGACCGCUCUGUUGGUUCUGCUCACAGUGGCACCGUAUAUUUAUUGUGUAAAUAUUUAACUUGCUUGGUAUUUUGAUAAAGAAAAAUAAAUAAAUUUGGUGUACUUUCA
Molecule: messenger RNA, 2181 nt
Organism: Myripristis murdjan (pinecone soldierfish)
Lineage: Eukaryota; Metazoa; Chordata; Actinopteri; Holocentriformes; Holocentridae
Gene: ddx59
Product: DEAD (Asp-Glu-Ala-Asp) box polypeptide 59
Exons: 8
Coding region: 78-2072 (664 amino acids)
Cellular component (GO): cytosol
Molecular function (GO): nucleic acid binding; ATP binding; RNA helicase activity
Source: RefSeq, a predicted model, not a curated record